Molecule: messenger RNA, 2008 nt
Organism: Canis lupus familiaris (dog)
Lineage: Eukaryota; Metazoa; Chordata; Mammalia; Carnivora; Canidae
Product: olfactory receptor 14C36
Biological process (GO): G protein-coupled receptor signaling pathway
Cellular component (GO): membrane
Molecular function (GO): olfactory receptor activity; G protein-coupled receptor activity
Source: RefSeq, a predicted model, not a curated record
UUGUAUUACCCACCAUAAUGAUGUCAAAUUCCACCAUAAUGAUGGGAUUUCUCCUCACAAAGUUUUCUGAUGUAUUGGAACUACAAGUUUUUUAUGCCAUAACCUUCUCUAUAAUGUAUGUAGUCACUCUGAUGGGGAACAUUCUCAUUGUUACUGUCACCACCCUUGACAGGAGUCUUCACAUAGCCAUGUACUUCUUCCUUAGAAAUCUGUCCAUCUUGGAUGUCUGCUACAUUUUUGUGACAGUUCCUAACUCAUGUGUCAAUUCUCUGCUUAACAGCAGCACCAUUUCAAAGGCUGGGUGUGUAGUUCAGGUCUUCCUAGUGGUUUUCUUUGUAUAUGUGGAGCUUCUGUCUAUCAUGGCCCAUGACUGUCAUGUGGCUAUCUGCCAACCUCUUCACUACCCUGUGAUCAUGAACCCUCAAAUCUGCAUCCAAAUGACUCUGGCAUCCAUACUCAGUGGUCUCAUUUAUGCAGGUGUGCACACUGGCAACACAUUCCGGCUCCCCUUUUGUCAAUCCCAUGUUAUCCAUCAGUUUUCUUGUGAUAUUCCCUCUCUUCUAAAGCUCUCCUGCUCUGACACUUUCAGCAAUAAGAUGCUGAUCUCAUCUUGGCUGGGGAUUGGUGGUGGCUGUUUCAUCUUUAUCAUCAGAUUUUACAUUCACAUAUUUUCUACUGUUCUCAAAUUUCCAGGUGGAGCAGACAGAAAAAAGGCUUUUUCUGCCUCUGUCCCUCACAUCAUUGUGGUGUCUGUCUUCCUCAGCUCAGGCUUUUUUGUAUAUCUGAGACCAUCUGAAAACUCUUCCAUAAUGCAGGACAUGAUCUUUUCUGUUUUCUAUUCCAUAAUCCCUCCACUCUUCAACCCUAUUAUCUACAGUCUUAGAAAUGAACAAAUAAAAUAAGCCAUUAAUAAAAUGAAGAGAAUGUUUAUUCAGGAAAUGUACAGGAAAUUGCUGAGGUUCACUCUAAACUAUUGAAUAAAAUUCAUGUUUUCAGCAAUAAAUUGAGAAAUUGAUUGGAAUUGUACCAAAAUAACUGACAUAUAUUUAAUCUAUAAUGUCACUAAAAUAUAUCAUUUAUCAAUAUAAUUUCAUUUCUGAAGAUGUUGGAUUAUCUGAAUAUAGCACUGGGUAAAGAAUCUGGAAUUACAAAUAAGAACUCUCUAUUUAUGCUUUGACAGAUUAGAAGCACUCACUAAAAAUUUAGUCCAAAAAUACCCCAAAAAAGUUAUCUCUAGAAGUAUUUUAUAUUAAGCCCUGUUUUGUAUUUGUUUACUAUUUAAAUAUUUAUAAACCUAGUAUUAAACAGUAGUAUAGAAGAAAUGGUCACAAUCACUCAAAAAUAAAUAUGAAAAAAUAUAGUUUCUUUUGAAUACCAUAAAAUAUGAAUGCAGUAUAGUUGUGAAAAGAGAAGUGAAUUUGGUAGGAGUAUGGAGUCAUGUAUGAGAGGAUCAGAAAUAUUUUACAUAGCUUGUUCAUAGGGCAAGGGAAAUGUAGAUACAUUAUACUUCUUAUCACACCAAAAUUUUGCUAAAAAUGUGUUCAAGUGGCUUAAGGAUACAUUUACUUGAUUAUGCUUUAAACAUUAUUUGCUAGGUUGAUUAAGGAAUGGAAAAUGGUUUUUCCCCACUUUCACAUGGUUAUCCAUGGGCAUCCAUUAAGACCACCGAGAAGUAAAAAGAAUGCUAUUUUGCUUUCUGUUAGUGUCAUUAAAAUAUUUAUCUUUAUUGUCAAUAAUAUUAGCCAUUAUAUAGUAGCUUGUACUGCAAAAAUUAGCAACUCCAAAGUUUUAGUAUAUUAAUACAACGAAGAUUUACUUCUUGCUCUUAGCAUAAGCUAAAUGGAAGCCAUCAGGGAGCUCUCUGAAUUGGAUUCAUUUGACAGAUCCAUUGAAAAUGAUAGUUAGGGGCAGCUCCAGUGGCUCAGCGGUUUAGCGCUGCUUUUCACCUGAUCCUGGGGACUGGGGAUCGAGUCCCACAUCGGGCUCCCUGCAUGGAGCCUGCUUCUCC